This is a messenger RNA of Haemonchus placei, 243 nucleotides long. Lineage: Eukaryota; Metazoa; Nematoda; Chromadorea; Rhabditida; Trichostrongylidae. The record is from the annotation of a GenBank genome assembly.
AUGGUCACUGUGACUCGGAUUCUGGUAUCUUUGCUAUCCCUUCUAUCGGGUUGCCUUACAUUUGACAUGCCAAACCUCCGCAUGCUCCAAGGCAAAGAGAGAGAAAUAUUAGGCCGUACGCUGCUCACGUUCCAGCGUCCACGCCUUGAUCUCAUCUACAGGGACUACCAGUACCCACCAGAUCGCUCUGCAUCUCGACCAAUGGUAGUCUUUGAUGGACGAGUUUACCCGUUGAGCCGCUAA